AUGGGCGGUUUGAUACCUCUUCUCCUCAAGCCCGCUGCUGCCGGCUCCAGAGGCAGUGUUAUCUUCCCCGUUAACAACACCAGUUCUUCGAGCAGUCCUGCGCCACAGUCAACGGCAUCACCCUCGAUGGCGAGCCCGAGUGGAUUACCGAAGACGCGCAUGUCAAGGCGAUCGAUAUCGCAAGCUCCGGUUCAUCUUCCUGUUUUGCCCUACACCUCUGCUGAGUGGAGCAAGGCCGUCUCUGAUGUCAAGCGGCAAUACCUGAACCGCAAGUACCGGCCAUGCUCUAUGCGGUGCUGUGAGAUUCUGGACAAUAUUAAGAACACUGGCAACAUCGAGCCUGCGUAUCUUAUUUACUUGAACUUCUAUGCCGCUAGCUCAUUUGAAAUGAUUUCUCGGCCCCUGCAUGGCACAUCUCCGUACAAGACGAGACUUCUCCAGCAGGCCCGCGAGCACUAUACGAAAGCAUCUGAGCUGAGCAAGGCUGCCGAUGAGACCAUGUCCCGCUCAUCGCGGCCGUCGUCUGCGGCAACCACUUCCAGCAUGCAUUCUCCCUCGAGCUCUAUCUCAUCUCGCGCCUCUUCCCGGACAUGGACAAAUUCAACAGCAUUUUCCUCGCCCACUCCAUCUGUCUGCUCCGUCGAAGAUGCCGUUAACAAGCUCUCGCAAACCACGCCCCCUCAAAAGAAGCGCGUGACAUUCUCCGACUACCCUGAGGAGCCCAUCUUCCGCCCUGAUUCCCCCACUCUCGGUUUCGACGACUACCUGUCCGCUCCACUCGAGCCCGAGCCGCGUUAUCUUCCCGUGCUUACGGAGCUUCCUGAGCCUUCCGACGAACCCGAGCCGGAGCCAGAAGAGGCUGCGAAGCCGCCCACUCCCGAACCGCUUAGCGAGGACUGUGAGGCCUUCGACUUUCUCCGCGAACGCUCCGUUCAUCGCUACUGCGGUCUGCUCUCCAGCCUGCAAUCCCAGAUCGCAAUCCACAUCGCCGGCAUUGAGGAACAACUCGCCGAGCCGGCUCAAGUCGCCGCUCCAACUACUACCCGCCCUUCUUCGCUCCCACCCAGGGCAGCGACGCCUGACCUCAGCGAUGAGCUGCGCAGCCUGGACAUCAAGGCGCGGAUUGAGCGUCUCCGUCAGAACAACUGGCAGCGUCGCCGGUUUGACGUAAGCCGCUACGAAGCGCUGCGCGAGAGCGCUCUCGCCGACUUGGAGUAA
This is a messenger RNA of Colletotrichum truncatum, 1218 nucleotides long. RefSeq lists its product as uncharacterized. The record is from RefSeq and is a predicted model, not a curated record. NCBI's taxonomy places the organism in Eukaryota, Fungi, Ascomycota, Sordariomycetes, Glomerellales, Glomerellaceae.